UCUAAAUCGAAUUUUUGUUAGUCUCAAUAUUAUAUUGGGUAUAGUUAGCAACAGUAUAUCUACAUGUUUUUGUGUCUUCAACUCGUAAACGUCAAAUCGAUCAAGCAAUAUUAAAAUGUACGAUUGAAGCUGGUUUACCAUUUUGCCUAUUUAAUCAUGAUGCAUUAAUUGAACUACUUGAUAUACUUGAACCAGGAUACAAAUCGCCUGAUCGUCGCACACUUUCAUUACGGACACAAGAUCAAUACUUUAAUCACAUUGUUGAUCUUAAAUCUAUUUUACCACAUAUAGGGCCAAUUUCUUUUACUAGUGAUCUUUGGAAAGAUGUCUCUGGUCAACAUAUUAUCUCACUUUCUCUUCACACUUUUUCUAUUGACUUUGAUUUCGUGUCCAUGCCAAUAUCAUUUCAUCGAUUUACAGAACAAAAAUUAUCUAUAAAUAUUAAAAAAUUCUUUGAAUAUGAACGUGAACGUUUCGGAUUAAGUACAAGCAUUUUAGCAGGUCUCACAACCGACAAUGGUCCGGAUAUCAAAGCAGCGUCAGCGUCAGGUGUGCUUGGUCCUCGUUAUGCAUGUCUUGCUCAUUGUCUUAAUCUUGUCGUUCAUCAUGGUACAUGUGUAUGGGAGAUGCCGAACGCAAAGAGAUAUCCAUUUGAUACAAUGUUUGAACCGGUUAGCAGUUCUCUUAUCGAUGAUGAAGAUGAUGAGAUGACGAAUGAAAUUCCGUCAUAUACAUUAUUCACUUCUAUCGACGAUAUAGAUGGUUUGUCUAACAAUAGUAUUCAACCAUCGAAUGAUUAUUUUGCAUUUGAUAGUAUAGAAGACAGUUCUCCAAAUGAAAAACCUAUCUCAAAUGAAGAUAUUUUUAAUUUUCUUAUUCGUAUUCAUCGUCUUAUUCAAAAAGUUCGUACUUUUGUGCCAUGA
Rotaria sp. Silwood2 is the source of this 923-nucleotide messenger RNA. NCBI's taxonomy places the organism in Eukaryota, Metazoa, Rotifera, Eurotatoria, Philodinida, Philodinidae. The record is from the annotation of a GenBank genome assembly.